Molecule: messenger RNA, 1007 nt
Organism: Eriocheir sinensis (Chinese mitten crab)
Lineage: Eukaryota; Metazoa; Arthropoda; Malacostraca; Decapoda; Varunidae
Exons: 6
Coding region: 52-702 (216 amino acids)
Source: RefSeq, a predicted model, not a curated record
GCCUCGUAUCAGUACAGCGGCGAUCUUCUGACAGUGAACAUCGAAGGCAAGAUGGCUCGUUGGCAUCCCCUCGUGGUUGGUAUGGUGGCGGUGGUGCUGCCGUUCGCCUCGGCGCUGGUCACUUACACAUUCGUCUCGAUGGGCAACGAGGCGCUCGCCGUGGACGAUACCGGCGGCCUCAUAAUCAUGCUGGUUCUGGCCAAGCUGCUUCUCUUGUCUACUCAAGGAAUCUUCCCGGUGGACCUGAACAACGUUUUGUACGACCUGGCGUACCGCUCCCCGCGAGACGCCGACAAUAGGAACUCCCUUUACCAGGUGCCCAAGGUGGAGGGGCUGCCGUGCACGAGGAGGCUGCUCUGUGAGUUGGAGGCCGCGGCGCGGACAAGUGACAACUACCUGCCUAGGACACCGAAGGAACACGAGGGACGAGACCCCAGCGAGGAGGAGGCCCCGGAGGAGGUGGACCCCAUCACCGAGAUGCAGAUCGAGGCCGUGCGUGCGCUGUUCAGGGAGGAGGAUCCGACGGGUGAGCUGUCUCACAGGGGCCGUCGUGCCGUGAAGGUGGUGGAAAAGCUGACCGGCGCCGCUUGUGAAACAACCUACCGCUUAUGUCCCGGCAGGUUCUCGGCGCCUAUGUUGUACCGAGCCAUCUUUGAAGAAAUGAAUGUCAAGGUCCACGACCAUGACCUGUUAGAGAAAUAAAGGACCAAAAAUAACCUGAGUGACAUGACAUGCGGUAUUAUAGGAACCAGGACCAGCGAUGACAGACUGCAGUUAUAAACCACAGCUGAAAUAAGGAAAGGAGAUGACAUGAAUCUGAUGUGACAUAUAUAACAGAACCAGAAAACCACAGCCAUGAGCAGGACCAACGGUUACGUACACCACAACUUUGACAAAGACCAACGAGGUUCAUAUGAACAAGGCUCACAGUGGCCUCGGGAGUACAGUGACACUGAGGAUAUUGGCAAACUCACCCGAACGUGGACCACGGAAUGACAUAACUCUGC